AUGGAGAUUGCCCUCUUAUUCACCAAUAUCAAUGACGAGCUCGAUUAUUACAAGAGCCAUACAGAGUCGAUCGAGCUUGAGCUCGCAGAAACCAAAUUCGCCUUGGAAGAGUUUCAAUUCUCGUCAAAGGAACUGGAAGAAGAGCUAGAGAAAGAGAUUGACUCUACAGAGCGCCGAUACAACGAAAUCAAGAUACGCAACGAAGCUAUGCGGCAGGAGGUCGAAGAAUGGAAGGAAAAAUACCACCUGUCAGUGAAGGAGUCGAAUGUCAACAUCAAUCAAUUGACACGCCAACUGGAGCAACUGCGGCAACAAACAGAGAAUUUCAUCAAAAAGGAGCGGGAACUUGAACAGGACAACGACGAUCUCGAACGCACAGGAAGGGCUGCACAGUGGUCGCUUCAGGAGCUGGAGAGAAAGUACAAUGUUGCACUGGAAAAGGAGGCCAUGUUGGAGAACGAAGUGGUGGCCAAGGCUGCACUAGCAGAAGAAGUUCAAAGGCUGAAAGAUGAACUUCGAGAUACAAACGUGGAGCUGGCAGUGAUGAAGUCGAAUCAGGCAACAUUGAAUACCUCGACAGCUAGCCUUAGCUCAUAUAGCGGAAGCACAUCUUCUCUGGCGGACCGCAAACCAACUGCGGCAGGAAGCAACGAAGCUAUGCCUGCGAUCCGGGCCAGACUUGCCAAGAGUGGAGCCACACUUCGUGCCUCGGGUGCAACAAGGCCUUCAGGAUCUGGUCCAAGAUCCACGCCUGGGCAUGGAACUCCUCAUCAAAACCCUGUUCUCAUGGUUCAAGAGAUGGUCGGCCGCGUCAAGGUAGCCCGCUUAUACGUUUUGUUCUUUGGAGGCGCGUUUGGUAUCCUGCCGUUCUUUGGUGACGCCUCUUUUGCAGCCGCCCCCAUCGUACUCGACCUCCAUCCCUGUUUCAUCACGGUCCUCGGAGCAUGGAAGUCGGUCGGGAUCGCGACCAGGAUCGCCUAG
Linnemannia hyalina is the source of this 981-nucleotide messenger RNA. NCBI's taxonomy places the organism in Eukaryota, Fungi, Mortierellomycota, Mortierellomycetes, Mortierellales, Mortierellaceae. The record is from the annotation of a GenBank genome assembly.